CGGCAAGGGCCGGGGUAGAGGGUCCCUCGGGGCUGGGGGCGGCGGAGUGGCCGGGACCGCCCGGGGCUCGGGCCCAGGCCCAGGGUGAGGUGGAGGUGGCCUGGCCAGCCCCAGCCUGCCAGUUGGUGUAAAAUGAGGACCUACUGAAAUACAAUAAAGAUGGAGAAACCAGGAAGACUUCUGUGAAGUGAUACAAAGGAAAGCAGGCAGAACAAUAAACAUAACAACCAGGAGGGUAUAAAUAAAAAUAAAGAAUAAGACAAUCAAAACUGAGUACCCUGAAAUAAUGACAAAAUUUGGCCCCAAAAGAAAAGAUAAUGAAAAUGCACCUCUCUUUCUUCUUUGAAGAAAUAGGGGCCAUGGGUAUGGAACAUUGCAUAGUACAUCAAACUUGGAUGAACUGUUGGUUAGUUUUGCUGCCAACUUUUUUUCUCUUUUAUUUGUUUAGUGGACUAUUCUCCAGGAAGAGGGGAGAGAAAAAAAAAUAUGCUGAGAAGUGUAGAUUAUGUAAAAACAAAACGUUAUGAAUAAAAAUCUUUUUCCUCAAAAUUUUUGACUUUUUUUUUUUCAUUUAAAGGUGAAAACAAUUUUUUAUAAUUGUUUUCUGACAUUUUAUGGUUUAGAUUUUCUCCUCCCUCUCUCUCCCUCUCCAUCUCCCCAAGCCGGAAAAUAAUCUGUUUUAGGUUAUACCAGUGCUUUCUUGUGAUACAUAUCCAUAUUCUCCAUACCGUGACAGAAGACAUAUAUCACAUAAACAAAAAGAAACUCCUGAAAGAAAUAAAGUGAAAGAUGGCAUGCUUUGAUUUGCAGUUAAAUUCCAACAGUUCCUUCUCUGGUUUUGGAUAGCAUUUUUUUUUUAUCAUGAGUCUUUUGAAGUUGUCUUGGGACCUUGUUUUGCUGAUAAUAGUUUAAUCCUUCACAGUUCAUCCUAUAAUAUUCCUGUUAUUGUGUAUAGUUCUCUCCUGGUUCUGCUCACUUUGCAUCAGUUCAUAUAAGUCUUUGCAAGUUUUUCUGAACUCAUAGUACUAUUCCAGUACAACCGUGUACCACAACUUAUUCAUCCAUUCCACAAUUGAUGGACACCUCAAUAAAAAUCUUUUUAAAAAAAUAUAGGGGCCAUCUAGGUGACACAGUAGAUUGAUAGAGUCGUACUAGGCCUGAGUUCAAACCUGGCCUCAGAUACUUCUUAGCUGUGUGACCCUGGGCAAGUUGCUUAACCCCAGUUGCCUGCCCUUCCCUUCCUGUUUUUACUAAGACAGAAAGUAAGUGUUAAAAAAAAAAAGUAACAGGAUUAGAACAGCCUUGCUUAUAAAAUAUCCCUUUCUUAUCCCUUAUAAAAUAUCAGAUUUCUCCUUGACUUGCUACCAUGUUCAUUCUCAUCAGACUAAUUCAGGGAUAUAUUUGGAUUUUUCUUCAUUAAUUGCUAAAAUGCCAUAUCUCAUUAAAUUAUUCAGUGUUAAGUUCAGAGUCUCCACUGCAUUUUAUUAACUGGGGAAGGAAACCUCUUUCACCCAUACCAAUUGCCCAUAUCUCUUUGUAUACAAAGGCCCCCAGUCUCUUAGAAUUAAAACAUAAAGCUAUUAGCUAUGUAACUUAUAAUAACACAAAGACCUAAUUAUGAUUAUUUAACUGAUAAAGAUCACAAACAAUGUCAUUGCAACUAUAGCUUAGACCCACUAUUCUGUAUACUCAACAUAGGAUGUAAUAUGCUUUCUCAAGAGUUUGUUUCAUCUUUUCAAAAAUAAGUUAAAAAAAUUCCAUCAGGAGACAUUUUCAUCUUCCUUACCUCAAGGUUUUACCAAGCCAUCAUUAAAAACUUUUUUUUCAGGUAAUAUGCAUUUUUUCCCCUCUCCUUACACGCCUCUUCCCCCUUUUUGGGAAAAGGAAAGAAAAUCAAAACAUUUGUAACAAAUAUACAUAGUCAAGCAAAGUAAAUUGCUUUGUUGGCCACAUCUAAAAAUGUAUGUCAUCUUGAGUUCAUCACCUCUCUUAAGAGGUAAAUAAUAUGCUUUAUAGUCAUUGCAUUGAUCAGUCAUUUUGUCUUACACUGUUGUCACUACAUAAAUUAUUUUCCUGGUUUUCUUAAUUUUACUCCAUCAGUUUGUACAAAGUACAAGUUUAUUUUCUCUGAAACCAUUUUUGUCAUAUCUUUUGACUCCACAAUUUUAUUCUGUUUCACAUCACUGUCAUUUAUGACUGAUUAAAACAAAAUGGAUUCAUAUUUUCUGUACCAUGAUUCAUCUUCCCUUAAUCUUUCGUCUAACAUUAAAAAAUAAAAUUACUUUCUAUCUUAGAAUCAAUACUAUGUAUUUGUUCCAAAGCAGAAGAUUGGUUAGGGCAAGGCAAUGGGGAUUAAAUGACUUCCCUAGGGUUACACAGCUAGUAGGUAUCCAAGGGCAGAUCUGAACCCAGGACCUCUCAUCUCUAAGGCCUGGAUCUCAAUCCAUUGAGCAGACUAGCUGUCCCCUACCCCCAACAUUUAAAAAAUAUAUUCUUUGUGUAAUGAGCUCUGAUUUUUUUUUCUCUGUACAAAUAUCUUGUUUUUUCAUUGGUAGAAGGUAAGUUUUGUGAGGGCAGGAGCUACUUUGUUUUUGUCUUUCUGUUCCUGUCAUAAAGUACUGUUCCCAUUGUAGAAUAGAUUCUUAAUAAAUAUUGGUUGAGUUCAUAGUUCAUAGGAUUGUAGAGCUAGAACGACUAGACCGUAAGUCAUCUAAUUCAGCCCAUUUUCCUUGGAGAUAGAGAAGGCAGAGAGAACUUAAGUGAUUUGAACAUGGUUCAAAGUCAUCAAAAGACAGAAUGAAGAAUAGACUAUGUUUUCCUACCAUCCUGUUGCUUUUCAUAGAGAUUGUAUCAUUAUGAAGGGAAGAAAAGUAGCAUGGUUAGGUACGUUAGAAAUAACUGCUAUGGGGCAGGUGGGCGGCUCACCAGAUAGAGAACCAGGCCUGAAGAUGAGGGAUCUUGGGUUCAAAAUUUGGCAUCAUAUACUCCUAGCUGUGUGACCCUGUGCAAGCAACGUAACCCUCAUUGCUUAGCCCAUGCCAUUCUUCUGCCUUACAACUUGUAUUUAGUAUUCAUUCUAAGCCAGAAGGUAGGUUGUUUUUUAAAGAAAAAUAAAUAACUGCUUAGUAAUGGAGAAUGAUUGCUAUGUUGUAUAUACUAACGAGUUUCUAAAAUAUGACUGCUGAUAGACAUUCUGUGAGUCCCAAGAGAUGUGUUUAUUCUGUUGUAUGGUUUGAAAGUUGAAGAGUAAACAGCCUAUUGGCUUGAAUUCAUUCUGGAAGGUGAUGCCUGAAAAAAUGUGGCGAAGCUCCAUGCACACCACAGUUUUGUUAGGUAAUGAGGCACAUGCCAGGCCCUCAUGAUCGUCUUGGAACUCUAAAGUUCUGAGUGCUGUGAGAAGCCCUCCCAAAGCAGCCUGCAGACUUCAUUCUGUGUUUACAGUCCAUGUAAGAGCCACCCUUGGGUGAGCAGAAAUGUGUUUGAUGUUUCAGCAGCUAAUGACUUUCAAAGAUGUCACUGUGGACUUCACGCAGGAGGAGUGGGAUCACCUGGGCCCUGCUCAGAGGGACCUCUACAAGGAUGUGAUGCUGGAGAACUAUCAAAACUUUCUCUUUCUAGGGUUUCCAAUUUCCAAACCAGAGGUGAUCUCCCAGCUAGAAGUAGAUGAAGCAAGAUGGUUGAUGUUGGUGAAAGAAAUUCCAAGAAACUUCUCUCCAGAUCCUCUUUGUCAGGAGAGUACAUUUGAAACCAAGAACUCAACCCUAGAGGAGAGUGAUUUUAUGGGAGAAUCAUCCAUGAGAAGAUUUCCAGUAAAUACUAAUGAAUGUGGUGAAACCUUCAGGCAGAUGGAACACCUUAUUAUACAUCAGAGAACUCAGACUGGAGAGAAAUCAUAUCAAUGUAAUGAAUGUGAAAAAGCCUUCAGCUGUAACUCAGGCCUUAGUGUACAUCAGAGAAAUCCAACUGGAGAGAAAUCCUAUCAGUGUAACCAAUGUGGGAAAACCUUCAAUUAUAACUCAUACCUUACUGUACAUGAAAGAAUUCAUACUGGAUUAAAACCAUAUAAAUGUACUGAAUGUGGAAAAGCAUUCAGAGAGAGAAGAUACCUUACAAUACAUCUUAAAAUUCAUACUGGAGAGAAAUCCUAUAAAUGUAAUCAAUGUGGGAAAGCCUUCAGCCAGAGGGGAAGCCUUAAUUUACAUCAGAAAAUUCAUACUGGAGAAAAAUCCUAUAAAUGCAUUGAAUGUGGGAAAGCUUUUAUCUCUUAUUCAGUCCUUACUAUACACCAGAGAGUUCAUACUGGAGAAAAACCAUAUAAAUGUAAUAAUUGUGAGAAAGCCUUUAGACAGAGAGGACACCUUACUGAUCAUCAGAAAAUGCAUACUGGAGAGAAAUCCUAUAAAUGCAAUGAAUGUGGGAAAGCCUUCAGAGAUAGGGGAUACCUUAUGAUACAUCAGAAAAUCCACACUGGAGAGAAAUCCUAUUUAUGUAAUGAAUGUGGUAAAGCCUUCAGAGAGAGAGGACAUCUUACUAUACAUCAGAAAAUUCAUACUGGAGAGAAAUCCUAUAAAUGUAAUGAAUGUGGGAAAGCCUUCAGGCAGAAAGGGAACCUUGCCGUACAUCAGAAAAUUCAUACUGGAGAAAAACCAUUUAAAUGUAAUAUAUGUGGGAAAGCCUUCAGGGAUAAGGGAUAUCUUGUUGUACAUCAGAGAAUUCAUACUGGAGAAAAACCAUUUAAAUGUAAUGUGUGUGAAAAAGCUUUCACAGAUAAAGGAUACCUUACUAUACACCUGAAAAUUCAUACCGGAGAGAAAUCCUACAAAUGUAAUGUAUGUGGGAAAGCCUUCAGAGAUAAGGGAUACCUUGCUGUACAUCACAGAAUUCACACUGGAGAAAAACCAUUUAUAUGUAAUAUAUGUGGGAAAGCCUUCACAGACAAGGGUUACCUUACAAUACACAUGAAAGUUCACACUGGAGAGAAGUCUUAUAAAUGUAAUGAAUGUGGCAAAUCAUUUAGCUCUAACUCUGGCCUUACUAUGCAUCAUAGAAUUCAUACUGGAGAGAAACCAUAUAUAUGUAAUGAAUGUGGAAAAGCCUUUAGACAGAGAGGAACCCUUAAUGAUCAUCAGAGAGUUCAUACUGGAGAGAAGUCCUAUAAAUGUAAUGAAUGUGGUAAAGCCUUCAAAGAAAAGAGAUAUCUUACUAUACAUCACAGGAUCCAUACUGGAGAGAAGUCUUAUAAGUGUUGUGAGUGUGGGAAAGCAUUUAGGCAAAAAGGAAAUCUUGCUGUACAUCAGAGAAUUCAUAUUGGAAAAGAAUCUUUUUAAUUCAGAGAAUAUGAAAAAGAUUUAGAUGCAAGACAUCCUAUGUAUAGAGAGAACCUCAUUCGGGCAGUUUACACUGUGUAGAAAAUCUUUCACUUAGAAAGGAAAAGUUAUCAAACGCUAAAUCAUGGAAUUAUUGGAUGUGACAUUCGAAACCUAGACUCUAAAAUUUGACAGAUGGCAGAGCUGAUGGAUAGGAAGUCAACACACUGAAAGUGAGUAGCAGACUUCAGAGUAGAACUGAUGUCUUAGCUAAAUACAGGUUGUAGUUUCCCGUGUUAUUCCAUGAUACCUCUAUAAUUCAUAACCUAUACGUUCAGAGAAUAUGAGCAAGUCUUUAUCAGUCUGUCAUAUUAUAUAGAAGUGGCAUUCAUUACUUUAGGAAUUUCAGAAUAGGAAAGGACUUAAGAAGCUAUUUAGUCCAACCUGUAUAUGAAAGCAGUCUCAUCAUACCAUAUUCAACAAGGGAUCACCUAGCCUUUGCCUGAAAAUGUUCAGUGAGGGGUAAGACACUGCCUCCCAAGGCAGCUCACUCUUCAUCAGAAUAGCUUGAGCGUGAGAAGGAUACGAAUGUGUGUGUAGAUAGAUAUUUUGAAAUGAAUGUGAUGUAAAAUAAAUGGCAUCUCUUGUAUUUAGGGAGAAACUGCUGAUCUGUGCUGGUAAAGGGAGUUUUCUCACUGGGAAUUCCCUACAUCAAUGAAAUCGAUCUGUUCCCAAAAAACCCUAAAAACACUUCUGUACAUCAAAUAACAUGUAAGUGCUUUGCAAACGAUAAAGUGCUACAUAACUGCUGGCUAUCA
Messenger RNA from Monodelphis domestica (gray short-tailed opossum), 6124 nucleotides. RefSeq lists its product as uncharacterized. The record is from RefSeq and is a predicted model, not a curated record. NCBI's taxonomy places the organism in Eukaryota, Metazoa, Chordata, Mammalia, Didelphimorphia, Didelphidae. Gene Ontology annotation, biological process: regulation of transcription by RNA polymerase II. Gene Ontology annotation, molecular function: DNA-binding transcription factor activity, RNA polymerase II-specific; RNA polymerase II cis-regulatory region sequence-specific DNA binding.